Messenger RNA from Acanthoscelides obtectus, 314 nucleotides. Lineage: Eukaryota; Metazoa; Arthropoda; Insecta; Coleoptera; Chrysomelidae. The record is from the annotation of a GenBank genome assembly.
AUGGCGGCGCUCUGUCCAGGUGUUCAGUAUGGGUUAUCCUCACAGCAAAAUUUCGGUGAAAAUAAGGACUUGAUAUUUGUGAAAUUGACCGAUUCGGCGUUACGUGCAAUUGAAGAAUACCUAAAAAAUCAGAUGAAACAUCUGCCCCGCCGACGGUCCAGAUUGCAUUUUCGAACUGUUAAUGCCUUGUUAUUCCUCUUAUGACGGCUCUCAAAGGUUCCUGCCCUGCCUCCGGUUGUCCAUGGGCGUACCAUUACAUUCUUAUUAGGGGUUAUAAAGGAUGUCCCAAAGCUAACGCAAGUUUUGAAAUAAAU